AAAAGAAAAGGAUUUCAUGAAACGUGUGCAAUACUUCCGCAUUACUUUGCCUUUGCCUUUGUACAUUGUAGAAUGCGAGGUCCGUGCGAGUGUGUAAAACGCCGGAUUGUUUCGGGUUGAGAUUACGAAAUCGGGACUGCGAAACUGAAAGGAGGCAGGCACUUUCUCCCCCGCCCCCCGCCCUCAUUCGGGGUGGGUCGACCACCAGCGAUAUCCGCGUCCGCUUCCUGAGAUGGACCGCGAGACAUCGGGCUCGAGUCGGGAGUCGUCUCGCUGCUAAAUUAAAGAGCGAGCGAAUGAGGGUGGCCCCGCCGCUUGCUUCCUAGCCGCCCGCUGUGCGGUUAUCGCGGCCGCAGAAGCUCCGCAAGGCUCUUGGUCGAGGCGGUGGUGCGUUCAAUGCCCCCCGUUCAUGGCGUGAACCGUGCUUUGGCGGCGUGUGAUGAUAGGAGACACGAUGACGCUCUUGUCUCUUCUUGGUCGGAUCAUGCGCUAUUUUCUCCUGAGGCCGGAGACGUUGUUCCUGUUGUGCAUCAGCCUGGCGCUGUGGAGCUACUUCUUCCACACGGACGAGGUGAAGACCAUCGUCAAGUCGAGCCGCGACGCCGUGAAGAUGGUGAAGGGCAAAGUGGCCGAGAUGAUGCACAACGACCGGCUGGGAGGCCUCAGCGUGCUGGACGCGGAGUUCUCCAAGACCUGGGAGUUCAAGAGCGACAACGUGGCCGUGUACUCCAUACAGGGCAGAAGGGACCACAUGGAGGACCGCUACGAAGUGCUCACGGACAUCGCCAACAAGAGCCACCCGUCCAUCUUCGGCAUCUUUGACGGCCACGGCGGAGAGGCUGCAGCGGACUUCGUGAAGGCCCACCUGCCCGAAGCCUUGAGGCAGCAGCUGCAGGCUUUGGAGCGAGAGAAGAAGGAGAGCGUCCAGUCGUACGCCGGCGUCCUGGAGCAGCGCAUCCUGAGCGUGGACAGAGACAUGCUGGACAGGCUGUCUGCCAACCACGACGAAGCGGGUACCACCUGUCUGGUGGCACUGCUGUCCGACAGGGAACUCACAGUGGCCAACGUCGGCGAUUCCCGCGGUGUCCUGUGCGACAAGGACGGCAACGCCGUGGCGCUGUCCCACGACCAUAAACCGUAUCAGCUCAAGGAGCGCAAAAGGAUCAAGAGGGCAGGAGGCUUCAUCAGUUUUAACGGCUCCUGGAGAGUUCAGGGAAUUCUGGCCAUGUCCCGCUCUCUGGGUGACUAUCCGUUAAAGAACCUCAACGUCGUCAUCCCCGACCCGGACAUCAUGACGUUCGACCUGGACAAACUGCAGCCCGAGUUCAUGAUCCUGGCGUCCGACGGCCUGUGGGACGCCUUCAGCAACGAGGAGGCGGUGCGCUUUGUCCGCGAGCGGCUGGACGAGCCGCACUUUGGCGCCAAAAGCAUCGUCUUGCAGUCCUUCUACCGCGGUUGCCCAGACAACAUCACCGUCAUGGUGGUCAAGUUCAAAAGCAGGGCAGGGGGGAGCAGCAAGGCGGGGGACUAGGCAUGGAAUUUUACCAGUCACGUAAAAUGCUACAGGAGGACUGAGACAAGCUAGGGCACGAGUAUUGGAUAAGUGUACAACUGGAUGAAUCAAACGCAGAAAAUGAAGACAAGGGAGCCUGAAUACUAUUAUUAUAUACCAAGAGAAAGUACCAGCAUGUAUUCAACUAUUACAGUUUACUGUCCAUUAUUGAUGCAGUUCCUCCCCCCCCCGCCCCCCACAGGAGCUUCUUCAGAAGACACUAUGGUGCCUAAUUGUAAAGUGUGGAAAAACACCAGCCUUCUGUCCACAUUCAAAAAAAAAAAAAUCCCAUUUCCUUAAAUAGAGGCAUCUUUCCAAAUAGACCCCUUCGCUCCAGUUAAACAUGGAAUUGAACAAAUAAGUGCUGUGUGUCAGACACCUGCUUCUUUUUUUUUUUUUAAUCCCUUCAAUGUUAAAAGUCGGUGGCCGUAAUUACACGGAGUCCUCUGUCUACGACUGAGAUCCGUUCCUACAGUAGCGACUUCACUCGAAUUUCGACUUAAGUCGGAUUCCACCAUGAAAGUCAGAAUUUACGUAAAAAUACUUUGUAUAAAAAACAAAUACAUGGAAAUAAACAAGAUGAUGUGCUUAGAUAUUGCGAAGAAACCUGGUCCUCAAGCCUCAAAUCAAAGUAUCAAAGAACCUUGUUUUGUGAUCAUUGUAUCCGACGUAGGAACAGAACCCUUCACAUGUGCUAAAAUACGAGCUUUGUCUUUAAUAAUUGUCACCACGGUCGACCGACUGAUGCCUUGGUGGUGUUUGGUGUCUCUCCUUUCUCCAAUCUUUUGAUGAUCUAGAGCUUUGUUUCCAUGGUAACGGAUUUUCUUUUGGCUGCAGAAGCAUUGCUAAAAGACACAGCUUUCUUUAUAAUGUUAAAAAAGGAGGACGAAAAAUGCAAACAUACUCCCGGCGCGCGAACAUGGACAAGCAUUAGCCAGACAAAAUGGCGGGGGGGGACAGGCGUUGUAAAGUCGAAACGUCUUGGGUCGAGACUUUAAACUAGGGACUAUCUGUACCUUUAACUACACCUAAACACACCACCUGCAGUGCAGAUUAAAAUUGGUGUCUUCAAAGUAACAGACAUGUUUUUGGAAUCUGUGAUUGGAAAAUGAUGUAUUACAUCCACUCAAGCCUAACGUGACCCCGGUGAUUGAUGGAAGAAGUGUAAUACAAUCCAUCCAUUCAUUUUCUUUCGCGCUUGUCCUCAUUAGGGCCACAGGUUAGCAGGACCCUACCCGAGCUGACUGGGUGAGAUGUGGGGUACACCCUUGACUGGUCGCCAGUCAGUCUCCGAUAUGGACAGACAACGUUUACACUCACGUUCACUCCUUUGGGCAAUUUAGAGUCUCCAGCCAACCGAAAAAGCAUGUUUGGCUGAUGUGUAAGCAAACAAACGGGGAGAACAUACAACAGAAACCUGUAACACAAUAUUUUAUAUACUAUACUAUGAUAAAAAUAUGAUGAAACUGCAUUUCUUAUACAUAAAGCAAUCCCUUUAAAAUAUGCCUGCUAUUCUUCUGUUGAGUUAAAAACAAAAAAAAGCCUCUGGCCACUAUAUGAAGAAAUAAAGUUUGACUUUAACAUUGCGGGUCCAGAAGAAUUUGCCAGUGCCCAAGAAAUAUGACAACAUAAUUCAACUGCAUAACACAGUGGUGCCUUGAAAUUACAUUUAAUUCAUUUAGUGAGCAUGUUUGUAACCGAAAACGCUUGUAUCUCAAAUUGUUUCCCCAUUGUAAUGAAUGGAAGUUAUUCGUCUGUUCCAAUUUCCCCUUCAAAAUAGAGAAUUGAAGUUUUUUUUUUAAAUGAUAAAACUAUACAUAUUAAUAAUAUUGUAUUUUAUAAAAACUUACAUUUGCAUGGAGACGGUCACUACUCAGCUAACUGCAGUAACAGUCACAGAAUAAAAAAAAAGCCUGUGAGUAUUGUUCUGAGUCUUUUUUUUUGUUUGCUUGUUUGUUUGUUUUUUUAAAUUCUACUUCUGCAUUUCAAAGACUUGGAAAAGAUUUGGAAAACUCUUCAUGAUCUGAUCACAUCUAAAGACAAGUUGUAAAGUUUUUUGUAACAGACUUGUCACAAACUGGGAUUGAAGACCAGCCCCUUUGUUUGCAAAAUUUCCUGUUUCCAUUGUUUUUUUUUUCUUAAGAGCUCAACUAUUUGGUUGUAGGUGGUGUGACGUCACCACAAAGACUGAAAGACUGAUCACAGCAAAACGCGUUUGGCAGUCGUAAAGCCGAGACCAGGAAAAGACUGAUCUAAAACAGCUAAGAUUGCUAUUUCAGUAAAACGAAUGUUCUUUUGACUUUCAGUUUUUAAAUCUGUGAAAAAUGUAAACUCAGCAUAAGGGUUACAACACCUUGACACCAAUGCCAUUCAUUAUCCCAUCUAUGGCAUUUUCCAUUGUCAGUCAUUAAGAUAAAUGAAGCUAUGUGGUUAUUUUAAAUAGAGAACAUGUAAUCCCUGUGUUUGAUUUAUAGUUUGAUAGUUAUGCAAGUUGGGUUCGCUGCCACCUUACAGUGCAUCUCAAAUGCUUGCUAGCAACUCCCCUGAAAAAAAUUAAAUCAUAAACUUUUUAAAUUGGCUCACUUGCAUCUCAAGGCACCACUGUACACACCUAAAAUUAACUCAUUUCCUGACAUAACAUUUAAGUCACUUCAGGGAAGCAAAAGGAUUUGAAUGGAUAGAGUCUGAUCUGUACGUCUCUGAAACUCAAGAACAAAAGUGGCAGCUGCCGUAAGAAUCUGGAUGAUGACACACGGCGUUGCACUGUAGUGCCGCUGCAGCCGUACACUGCAAAGUAACACGAGAAGCCCCUGAAGCAAUACAUUGUGUAACCAGUGUUGUCAAAAAGAUACAAAUUUUCAUUUCAAUUAAUUUCAGGUUCUUGCUUGCUGGACUGUAGUCGGAUAUUGUGUGACCUGUUGAGCAUCACUCCAUAAACAAAAAGGUAGCAUUAUAACCAUUGCAUUGUCUCUAUUUAGUUCUAAUUGCAAAUGUUUUUAUCUUAAAUCUGACCAAAUUCCCUUUAAAACUGGCUUCUUUAUAAAAGAAGUUGAAGCGUUUUCUUAUUUUUAUUUUAUUUUAAACGUACAGUACCUUAUAUGCCUUAUUUAUUGUUUUUGGUGUCAAGCAGAUUGCCAAAUCUGUGUACUGUAUAUACAUGUUUUUUUGUUCCUUUGUUUUACAAUAAAACAUUCUCAUCACUUCA
Syngnathoides biaculeatus (alligator pipefish) is the source of this 4757-nucleotide messenger RNA. RefSeq names its product protein phosphatase, Mg2+/Mn2+ dependent, 1La (gene ppm1la). Gene Ontology annotation, molecular function: protein serine/threonine phosphatase activity; cation binding. Gene Ontology annotation, biological process: protein dephosphorylation. Bases 440 to 1531 code for a protein of 363 amino acids. The record is from RefSeq and is a predicted model, not a curated record. The transcript has 4 exons. NCBI's taxonomy places the organism in Eukaryota, Metazoa, Chordata, Actinopteri, Syngnathiformes, Syngnathidae.